AUGACGGACACCGUGGUCAGCAACAGCACCAACCGAUGGAUGUACCCCAGCGACCGGCCCCUGCAGUCCAAUGAUAAAGAACAGCUCCAGGCAGGCUGGAAUGUCCACCCCAGCGGUCAGCCCGACAGACAGAGGAAGCAGGAAGAGCUGACGGACGAGGAGAAGGAGAUUAUCAACAGGGUGAUCGCUCGAGCUGAGAAAAUGGAAGAGAUGGAGCAGGAGAGAAUCGGACGCCUGGUGGACCGACUGGAGAACAUGAGGAAGAGCGUAGCUGGGGAUGGGGUGAACCGCUGCAUACUAUGCGGAGAGCAGCUGGGGAUGCUGGGCUCGGCCUGUGUCGUGUGUGAGGACUGUAAGAAGAACGUCUGCACCAAGUGUGGGGUGGAGACCUCCAACAACCGCCCGCACCCCGUGUGGCUCUGUAAGAUCUGCAUGGAGCAGAGAGAGGUGUGGAAGCGCUCUGGAGCCUGGUUCUUCAAGGGUUUCCCCAAGCAGCUCCUCCCACAGCCCAUGCCCAUAAAGAAGAACAAGCCCCAGCCGCCCACGAGUGAGCCUGCUGCCCCAGAGCAGCCCCCUGAGCCCAAGCACACGGCCCGCGUGCCAGCCCAAGCUGACACUGAAGACAGGAGGGGCCCGGGUCCCAAAACAGGACCUGACCCAGCAUCUGCUCCAGGGAGAGGAAGCUAUGGGCCUCCUGUGCGCAGGGCCUCCGAGGCCCGCAUGAGCUCAUCUACCCGGGAUCCAGAGAGCUGGGACCAUGGUCAAGGUGGGGGAGCUGGAGACGCCAGCCGCAGCCCAGCGGGUUUGAGACGAGCCAACUCUGUCCAGGCCUCGAGACCCGCCCCCGCCUCGGUGCCCAGCCCAGCACCUCCUCAGCCUGGACAGCCAGGGUCCCCAGGGGGCAGCAGACCCGCGCCAGGGCCAGCAGGGCGCUUUCCAGAGCAGAGACCAGAAGUGGCUCCCAGCGACCCUGGCUAUACGGGAACCACGGCCCCAGCCCGGGAAGAGAGAACAGGGGGAGUUGGGGGCCCUUAUUCCCAAGCAGCUGCAGCUGCGCCCCAGCCUGCCCGCGCCCCCGCCCGCCAGCCACCCCCGGAGGAGGAAGAGGAUGCCAACAGCUACGAUUCCGAUGAAGCAACCACCCUGGGUGCCCUGGAAUUCAGCCUGCUCUAUGACCAGGACAACAGCUCUCUGCAGUGCACCAUCGUGAAGGCCAAGGGACUGAAGCCCAUGGAUUCCAAUGGCCUGGCCGAUCCCUAUGUGAAGCUGCACCUCCUGCCAGGAGCCAGCAAGUCCAACAAGCUACGUACAAAAACCCUGCGGAACACCCGGAACCCUGUCUGGAAUGAGACCCUUGUGUACCACGGCAUCACGGACGAGGACAUGCAGAGGAAGACCCUCAGGAUCUCCGUCUGUGACGAGGACAAAUUCGGCCACAAUGAGUUUAUUGGGGAGACCAGAUUCUCGCUCAAGAAACUGAAGCCCAACCAGAGGAAGAAUUUCAAUAUUUGUCUGGAGCGGGUGAUCCCCAUGAAGCGCGCAGGGACCACUGGGUCGGCCCGCGGCAUGGCGCUCUACGAGGAAGAGCAGGUGGAGCGCAUUGGCGACAUUGAGGAACGAGGCAAGAUCCUGGUGUCCCUGAUGUACAGCACACAGCAGGGGGGCCUCAUCGUGGGCAUCGUGCGCUGUGUGCACCUGGCCGCCAUGGACGCCAACGGCUACUCGGACCCGUUCGUCAAGCUCUGGCUGAAACCAGACAUGGGGAAGAAGGCCAAACACAAGACUCAGAUUAAAAAGAAAACCUUGAAUCCUGAAUUUAACGAGGAGUUUUUCUACGACAUUAAACACAGUGACCUGGCCAAGAAGUCGCUGGACAUCUCUGUCUGGGACUACGACAUCGGGAAGUCCAACGACUACAUCGGAGGCUGCCAGCUGGGGAUCUCAGCCAAGGGAGAGCGUCUGAAACACUGGUACGAGUGUCUGAAAAACAAAGACAAGAAGAUCGAGCGCUGGCACCAGCUUCAGAACGAGAACCACGUGUCCAGCGAUUAG
Molecule: messenger RNA, 2052 nt
Organism: Marmota flaviventris (yellow-bellied marmot)
Lineage: Eukaryota; Metazoa; Chordata; Mammalia; Rodentia; Sciuridae
Gene: Rph3a
Product: rabphilin 3A
Biological process (GO): spontaneous neurotransmitter secretion; exocytosis; intracellular protein transport
Cellular component (GO): synapse; postsynaptic membrane; extrinsic component of synaptic vesicle membrane
Molecular function (GO): small GTPase binding
Source: RefSeq, a predicted model, not a curated record